Messenger RNA from Cyanistes caeruleus (blue tit), 1412 nucleotides. The record is from RefSeq and is a predicted model, not a curated record. Lineage: Eukaryota; Metazoa; Chordata; Aves; Passeriformes; Paridae.
CUCUACCCUGGCUCUGAGCUGACAGCUGUCCCUGGCAGCCUUGAUAAGCCUCAAAGGACAGACCCACCUGGCAGGACAGAGCCAAUGCCAGCCAGCUCCAAGAGAGACCCACCACUGGCCAAAGCCAAGCCCAUCAGUGAUGGUAGUAGCACCUCAGCAUAACAUAUUUAAGAAGAGGGGAAGAAACUUGUGCAACACCAGCAGCUAGGAAACAGAAGUGAGAAUAUGGAAGAGAAACCCUGCAUACCCUCAGGCAUUCUAUCAUACUACUUAGAAGAGCACGUGGAAUAAAAGAUUAUUAAAAGAAGCAGUAGAGCAUCUUGACCUAUUACAGAACCAUGGUUCGGCUAACAAUGGACCUAAUUGCUAAAAAUGCUGGUCACAAGAAUCGUAGUGAAGAAGACUUUGAACAAUAUCUGCAAAAAAUAACUCAUCUGAAUUUGUCAGAUAAAAAUAUAGAUUCAAUUGAUGACCUCUCUUUCUGUAAAAAUCUGAGAGUUCUAUAUUUAUAUGAUAACCAAAUCAACCAAAUCCAGAACUUGGACUUUGCUUCAAAUAUAACGCACCUUUACCUUCAGAACAAUCGUAUUUCAAGUAUAGAAAAUCUCUCAUUGCUGAAAAAACUUGAAAAACUGUAUUUAGGAGGCAACUAUAUCACUAUAGUGGAGGGUUUGGAUAAAAUAGGAGAACUAAGGGAGCUACAUAUUGAAAGUCAACAUCUCCCUCUUGGUGAAAAGCUUCUGUUUGAUCCAGUAUCUCUUAACUCCCUGGCAAAAUCUUUGUCUGUACUGAAUAUCAGCAAUAACAACAUUGAUGAAUUAGAAGAACUGGCAGUUUUGGAAAAUCUUUCUUACCUUAAAGCUGUCGACAAUCGACUUAAACAUAUGAAGGAUUUGGAGGUUGCAUUAAAAAAAUGGACAAAGCUACGCAGAAUGGAUCUUACAGGAAACCCCAUCUGUCAAAAACCGAAGUACAAGGAUAGGAUUAUAGUAGAGUCACCAACUUUAGAAUCCCUCGACGGGAAAGAAAUUCAAGAAAUGGAAAGACGUUUCUUAAUAAAUUGGAAAGCCUCCAGAGCUGCCAGGAAAAAAAACAAUGAAAGAAUGACAGAUGAACAUGCAGCCUAUGUACAAUUUUCUGACUCUGAAACACCUCAUCUUGCUCUUCCUUUUAACCACAGUCACUCUGUGAAAGAAAAACCAGAUUUUUUAGAUUUGGCUCACAAGCAGAAAGUUGAAAGAAAACCUGCGCCAAGAAUCCGUGAAAGAAGAAGUCAGAUGAAAACUCAGGCCUGGGGUUUUAUCUCAGAUGUGAAGCUCCUAAACCAGAAACUCCUGUUUCCAAGGGCACCCGAGGAGAUGAAGUUUUCAGGCUGUCAUAGGAACAGACACUCCUAACACGUGAAAGCCGGC